AUGAAUGAGACUCUAGGUCGCGGGUACGCCCGCAUAGAGGCGAUUCGUGCUGCCCGCGGUGAGCCCCUUUCAUCCAUGCCGGACCCCGGCGCUCCGCCCCCGGACAGAUACAACUCCGUGUAUCUAACACUAUGCAUAGCAGGGGCGGCCUUCCUUUUACCCUUUAACAGUUUCAUAAUGGCCGUGGAUUACUUCCAACACCACUAUCCGAACUCUACAAUAAUGUUUGACAUGUCGACUGUUUACAUCACAUCUGCAUGCUUUGCGGUUGUGGCUAACAACCUGCUACUGGAUCUUUUUACGUAUAAUACUAGAAUCACUUUUGGUAUCCUAGUAUCUCUAGCAACAAUGUUGUUUGUGGCUGUAUGCAAUAUAGGAUGGGACGGCUUCUCAAGAGAUGUCUCCUACACCAUCAACUUAGUGGCCAUAGGUGUAGUGGCCUUCGGCUGCACGGUGCAGCAAGCCUCGUACUACGGAUUUACUGGGUGUUUGCCACCAAGGUAUACCCAAGCAGUUAUGGCAGGUGAAAGCGCCGCAGGCUUCUGGGUAUCUCUAGACCGAAUUAUCACUAAGUAUGGUUUUCGACAACCACAACGAAGUACAUUCAUGUUCUUCGUGUUCUCAAUAUUGAUUCUCCUGGCCCAUUCGAUGCUGCACCACGUUAUGAUGCGACACCCGCUGGUACAGUAUUACUUGAGGCUUACGAAUGAAUCGAGGAACAGGCGACGCAUUCAACUGCAUCUUAACCCGAAUGAAGAUGCCACUUUGAUGGAAAGUGAGGCCGGCGAGGCUAGUUAUGGAGUUUUGAAACUGCAGAGCCCAGUACUGUCCACAACUGGACAAGCCGAAACUGAAACAAACACCUUUAGUUUCGCGAAUCCAGUAUACUCACCGACUGCUGUUGCAUCAGUGCCUGCUGGCGAAUCUGCUGCAGAACCGUUGCCUGAAAACGUUGCAUUUGAGCAAUCAUCAGCGCUGCGCACACCUCGACCCUCCUACAAAGUAGAAGACGUAGUGUUCGAGUCGCCGGAGAGGCCAACUUCAUGGAGAGCCUUCAAACGUGGAGUCCUGGCACGGUUGGCAGUAGGUCGCGCGAUCUACCCAUAUCAGGUGUCGAUCGGCCUGGUGUACUUCACAACGCUGAGCCUGUACCCCGGCAUAGCGUCAGAGAUUCCGUCCUGUCGCCUCGACUCCUGGAUGCCCAUCGUACUCAUGUCUUGUUUCAACUUCUUCGAUUUUAUAGGAAAAAUAGCAGCUGCGUGGCCAUAUGAAUGGAGUCGCAGCCAACUGCUAAUGGCGAGUGGAAUUCGGUUGCUGCUUGUGCCGCUCAUGCUGCUCUGUGCUGCGCCGAGACAGUCGCCGCAUAUUGUCGGCGAUAUAUAUCCUAUACUUUUCUCCGUAGUGCUAGGUUUCUCGAAUGGGCUGUUUGGCUCCGUACCAAUGAUAUUGGCUCCAUCCCGUGUUGGAAGGGAACAUCGCGAAAUUGCAGGUAACAUGAUGACUUUCUCAUACAACGGUGGUCUUCUCUCCGGCUCGCUGGUGUCAUAUCUACUUCUGGGUAUGCUGGGCCCGAAGUCCACACACUCGCCAUGCCGGGUGUACCCUACGCCUCUGCUCCCGACGCGAACACCGCCUACCAUCGCCAACCUGACAUACGCCGCUACUACACCUCACUAG
Molecule: messenger RNA, 1677 nt
Organism: Arctia plantaginis
Lineage: Eukaryota; Metazoa; Arthropoda; Insecta; Lepidoptera; Erebidae
Source: the annotation of a GenBank genome assembly